Messenger RNA from Medicago truncatula (barrel medic), 1122 nucleotides. Its product is annotated as WAT1-related protein At1g09380. Gene Ontology annotation, cellular component: membrane. Gene Ontology annotation, molecular function: transmembrane transporter activity. The coding region runs from base 1 to 1122 and encodes 373 amino acids. The record is from RefSeq and is a predicted model, not a curated record. Lineage: Eukaryota; Viridiplantae; Streptophyta; Magnoliopsida; Fabales; Fabaceae. The transcript has 2 exons.
AUGGCUAGUGCUAGUCUUGUUCCAUUAAUAUUACUGAUUCUGGUGCAAUUAGCUUAUGCAUGGAUGAAUAUUACCUCAAAACUUUCUAUUCUAGGUGGCAUGAACCCUCUUAUCCUUGUUGCAUACCGUCAAAUCUUUGGAGCUGUUUCCAUUGCUCCCUUUGCUUAUUGGAUUGAACGUGAUAAAGUUCCAAGGAUGACAAAACGCAUUAUGGUUCAGAUACUGUUAUCUUCCUUAACAGGAGUAACAGGAAGUCAGAUUCUGUAUUUCAUAGGGCUAAAAUAUUCAACCCCGAUAAUCGCAUGUGCGCUCACCAAUUUGGACACAGCUUUUACCUUUGUUCUUGCAAUUCUCUUCAGACAAGAGAAUUUGGGAAUAAAGAAGAAGAGUGGCGUAGCAAAGGUGGUAGGGACAGUUCUAUGUAUUGGUGGAGCGGUAGUUUUAUCAUUUUAUCACGCAAAAGUAAUUGAUGUACCUGAAUCAAGGGUUCAUUGGAGUUAUGCAGAGAAACUUGAACAUGGUCAUCUUAACUUCUCUGCUGCCCAAUCAACCUCACUUCUAGGCCCUGUGCUCUUAAUUCUUAAUGCUCUUGUUUGGUCACUAUGGUUUAUCAUUCAAGCAGAUAUGAGCAAGAAUUUUCCAGUACCUUAUACAAGCACAGCAUACAUGUGUAUCUUGGGAAGUAUUCAGUGUGUGUUCAUUGCCUUAUGUUUUGAUCAUAGUGUCUCAGCUUGGUCACUGCAUGAUGCUAUGAGACUUGCCUCUUCUCUUCAUUCGGGAGUAAUUUGCACUGGAAUAUCGUUUCCUAUAAUUUCAUGGACCAUUGGGAGAAAAGGUCCUCUUUAUGUGUCUGUAUUUACUCCCUUGCAGCUUAUCCUCACAGCUUUUAUUAGCUGGGCUUUUAUUCAGGAGAAAUUAUACGUUGGAACUGCAAUAGGGUCUCUGUUGAUUGUUGGUGGGUUAUAUGCUUUUCUGUGGGGAAAGAGCAAAGAGGUGGAUAACAACAAAGUAGAUCAUGAUGAAGCUAUAGUGAUGACAUUGCCACCACCAAUUAAGAAGGAUGAGGUGAAUAAGAAUGACAUGGAAUUGCAAUCCUAUAUGCACGAAUUUCCUAAACCCUAA